AGAGUUUAUGUAGGAAAAAGAUAAGACACACGGGUCCAAUACAGAAUGAGUGUCUAUUUUACUGCAAUUACUCUCCUUGGUGCAGUUACCUUGGUAACAGCUGGGUCUGAUCUGUGUCCUUCUGGUUGGGUACACCAUGGAUCGUCCUGUUACCUGUUUGUCACUGACGACACAGAAGAUUGGAUGGUGGCUAUGUUUUACUGUAAUAGUCUCAAUGCAAAGUUGGUGGAAAUUGAAACAAGAAGCGAAGACGACUUUUUACGUUCGCAAUUGUCACAUAGAAGAGUAACAGGUAAUUAUUGGAUUGGAUUGUCUGAUAUCCAGCGAGAGGGGAAAUGGGUGUGGUCAUCGACUCAGACAGUUCCAACGUAUACCCACUGGUUUCCCGGUCAGCCCGAUAACACUCGCGAUCAACGCUCCGAGGACUGUGUACAUAUGCAUGCACUUAUGGGAUUUCUCUGGAAUGAUUUCCACUGCAAUGCGGCAAACAAUUUUAUCUGCGAGCAAGAAAUGAAUGUAGGUAUGCUAGUGGGAUAAAUGAGCAGAGAGGCCAUCAGCUGUACAUCAGUUGUACAUUUUCUUGCUCUUAAUAAAAUAUGGAAAAAGCA
Saccostrea cuccullata (small rock oyster) is the source of this 608-nucleotide messenger RNA. RefSeq names its product perlucin-like. Bases 46 to 537 code for a protein of 163 amino acids. Gene Ontology annotation, molecular function: signaling receptor activity. Lineage: Eukaryota; Metazoa; Mollusca; Bivalvia; Ostreida; Ostreidae. The transcript is spliced from 5 exons. The record is from RefSeq and is a predicted model, not a curated record.